Molecule: messenger RNA, 582 nt
Organism: Haemonchus placei
Lineage: Eukaryota; Metazoa; Nematoda; Chromadorea; Rhabditida; Trichostrongylidae
Source: the annotation of a GenBank genome assembly
AUUCUGCUCGACGGUGAUAAUUUAAAAACAUUAUGCCCAGAUGACUUACGUGGAAUGUGCUCAUUAGUUUCCCAAGAGCCCCAAGAAAUCAACGAUGCUGCUCGAAAAGUGGGAGCGUGGCAAUUCAUCAGUUCUUUACCCGAAGGAAUGCAAACAAGAGUUGGUGAAAGAGGUCUGCAAUUGUCAGGUGGACAAAAGCAACGAGUUGCUAUCGCCAGAGCAGUAAUUAGAAAACCAACUGUAAUGCUAUUUGACGAAGCCACAUCUGCUUUGGACAACCUCCAUGAGGAAGAAGUGCAACAUGCCAUCGACCUCGCAUCUGAGGGUCUCACUACUAUAACAAUUGCGCACAGGCUGUCAACAGUGAAGAACUGUGAUCGAAUAAUCGUCAUGGAUGAGGGCCGUAUUGUUGAGGAAGGUCCCCUAGACGAACUUCUGGCAAAAGAAGACAGUCGAUUUCGAAGGCUCUACAAUGACCAACGAAUGGACAUAUUAGCUCAAUCUCAACCACAAGGCAAGACAAGUCUUGUGCAAGCCGCCUCUUUCGCUCUUGGACAACACUACCGGCCCCAAAUAGUAUAG